UCCUUCAUACCGUUCUCUGGCGAAGCGUAGGGAGUCGAUUAUCGGUUGCUCCCCGUCAUACUAGGAGUCAGUGCGUCUGGAAGAGCUAUGCUUGGGCAUGUGCCGUGUUUCUUCGACGCUCUCACGUCGUCAAGUCAGCUGGAGGACGAGAUGCAGCCGCUGUCUUAUGCGCCGUCAUUCCUGACUGACUAUGAGAGUGAAUGCCGACUGCUUUCUGCUCUGAGGGAGCAUUUCAGAGUUUCUCAAUCCGAGAUUGCUGGCUGGCUUCUAGAUGCUCUGGACGCGUGCAUUCUCUGCGUCGGUGAGUGGUCCUCCGCAUCUGUUUGUCCGUCUCUUCAGCUCAACCGCUCAUAGAACAUGUUGUCUCCCGAUGCCCCAGCCCCAAAGCAGGCAAUUUGAGCCGAUCAUCCAGCGGCUGACGAAAUGGACGCUGCCUAAGAAUCAGGCGAUGACGCAUCCUGCUGUCGACGAAAGCCAAGCCCACCAAAAUACCACCCUCCUGGCGCUUGUUAUCGGAUUCGUCCAAGAAGCCGUUCGCGAAUACACAUUCAAGCCUGCUCAGCAAGCUGAACGGCACGGUGCUGACGACAGCAGCUCGAGGAACAACUGAGCCUGUGGCAUGUAAAAGAGAUACGCCAGAAAGAGCUCCGAUUGCUCCAGCAGCAGCAGCAGCAGCGGACAGCCACACAGUAGAACGGCUACCACUGCAACUACACUGUUAGGGCCUGCAACGGGUGCUUGGAUUGCAUCUUCCGAGCUCUCACGCGGAGAGGGGGUCCAGAUGCGGCGUUCCGUAGGUUAGCAUCAGCCAUGUGUGGUGGGUGACUAGCGGCCAGACAAUGGCGAGACAACGGCGGAUGCGGGAUUGCGAUGAUGCAUGGGGAGAUUCCAGAAACUUAUCCCGCCAGCAACAUCGAGACCCUGGACCUAAUAAGCACCGGUCUUUUGUGCUUCUGGGCCAGUUCAGCUCCGAUCGACUUGCUCAACGCGCGAUGAAUGCAAAUCCAAAACGCUCUGUGACGGACGCUUUUGGCCAAUUGGAACCAGCCUCAUAGACCGAGGAAAGCCACGGGCGGUUCUUAAUCAAGGAUAGGCCUGGUCAGGGGACUCCAAUGAGGCUUCUAAACUCCCUGGCCACUCUUGAACGUUGCACACCAUGUCUAGACUGCCUCAACCAGUGUUUCCAGUUGCGAACGUCGUGCCGACACCGGGAGACGAGGAUACCAAGGACCCCAAGGACCCGGAAAACACAGCUGCAGAUCUCCUCACGGUCGGAAAGCGGCCCUUGUUCGUGUCUUCGAUGAGCAAGGACGAGCCGGUCGUGACGCGCAGGGAACUCUGGAGCUAUUAUCUAUACUGCAAUGGCGAUAAUGGCGUCGGCCCGAACGGCUUCUCGAUGACGCUGUUCCAAUCGCUCGCGUUCGCCGCUGGCUACGAUCCCAUCGCGGGGCCCGGCACGUCCUGCUCGGCAGCCAACGCGUCCGGCCAAUGCGUCGUUCCAUGGGGCCGCGGCCACAAGAGCGUCACGAGCGUCGUCCUCGUGGCAAACGGCGUCAGCUUCGCAGCGCACAGCAAUAUCGGAUACAUUGCCACCCUGUGUCUGAAUCUGACCAUCUUGCUUCCUUUGAGCUCCAACGGACUGGCCGAUAACUACACCAUCGUUUUGACGAACAUGUACUGGGUGCUCACCGGUAUCUGGUGGUUCGUCUUUCAAGCACCACGGCCUGGCCCUCCCCUCCCAAAAGGGAAACACUACAUGACAAUCGGCUGGAAACAGAUCUGGGCGGUGUGCAAUCAGUACAAACAGCUUCCGUACACUUUUAUCUACUUGUUCGCGUUCUUCCUCCUGGCCGAUGGCCUCAACACAACCGGAACGUUGGUCUCGAUCUGCCAGAACGACAAGUUCUCCUUUAGCUUCUUGCAGAACACGUAUCUGGGCCUGUCGCAAGCCAUCACCUCGACCGCGAGCACAUUUGGGUUCUGGUACAUCCAGAGGUACUGGAAGAUCUCGACGAAACGGAUGUUUGUCGUCACGAACUGCUUCACGAUCAUGAUUCCGCUUUGGGGUAUGAUCGGGAUCUGGACCCAGAAGCUUGGGUUCCACAACAAGUGGGAGUUUUGGGCAUACAAUGUCGUUUUCGGCCUCUUCCAAGCGCCGUACUACGCGUUCUCCCAGACGAUGAUGGCCGAGUUGACACCGCCCGGCUUUGACAACAUGUUCUUCGGUCUCUUUGGUCUCUCGAACCGCGCCAGCUCGAUGAUCGGACCGAACGUGAUCCAGGCCAUCAUCGACUCCUCCGGUAACAACUGGAUGGGCUUCCCAUUCUUGUUCGCACUGUGCGUGUGCGCGUCGCUGGUCAUUUGGUUCGCGGUGGAUGUGGAGAAAGGCCGCAGAGAUGCUGUUGCCUGGGCGGAGUCGAUCAGGGAAGAUGCGACUGCGAGGAUGCAGUGAGUCGUCGGAGGAGUCGAACGCGAUCGCGUCUUCUACCGACCUGGGUGAUGAGCAAGUAAUGCAUCUGUGGCUCGGCAAGAAACAAUCCUAGCCUGAAGCAGUGCAUGUUACACCGGUGAUUUGCCUGCUCCUCGAGUUUAGUCCGAUGGCAACCCACGGGCGAGCAUCUAUCAAACCAUAGAGGCUCGCAUUGACCUCCGUGCUACAUUUGAGGUCAUCUCGUGCACGAGGGCGUUGGGGUGGUACAUGCAAAAGGCACCAUCCUUGCCUAAUAGAGACGUACUGCAUGCCCCGAAUGAGCACAGCUAUUCUAUUUUACUAUCGUCCAGAAGCGCAGCUAGACUAAUCAACUGGAUACUGACAUUACAAAGUCGGGCAGAUAUGAUAAAUAGCUAAACACGAGAUUGGAUCAACUCCUGAAGCAUUCGCUCUAGACCCAGCAGUCUCUCGUUCACCCAGUCCCGAUGCCCCGAGAUCUGAUCCUCAAGCUCAGAGAACCGGCGCUCCAGCACUCCUACCCUCUCCUCGACCGUCGGCUCUUUCUCCUGUUUCUCCUCCUUCUCCGGUAGUCGAACUAGGCCAUGGAACUCGUGGUCCAUCCCUCGAUGCGAGUGCGCCGGGCGCAGCCGUGGCCGCGAUCUCCGCGGUCGGGGCACAGUGCGGAUCUGCUGCUCCGCCAGCGUCGAGUAGAAGCGCAGAUCGCCCGUCGACAACGCCUUCUUGACGUGGCGGUACUCGUCGCUCUCCUCCUCCGACAGCGUCGCGCCAAACUGGGCGCUCCCGUCCCCGUUCCGGAUGAACAGCUCGAUGUACUUGCGGCGCGUGUCGCGGCGCUCCUUGAAGUACGACCACGUCCAGCCGCGCUGCCUGACGUCGUCCAGCACGGCCGCGGUCGCGAACUUCCACAGCGCGCGUGGAUCCUUGUCCGGGGGCAUCAGUCGCGCGUGGCGGGCGACCAGCGGCCGGAAGACCAGAUCCAUGAAGUGCGUCGCCGGGUCUGGCUCGAAUCCGAGCGUGCCGAGCAAAGUAUCGUUGGCAGGAUCCCACUUCCCCGCGAAGAACUGCGUGGCGUGUCGAUCGGGUAGAGACCGUCGGAAGGUCACGGCGUGCGUGCUGCGGGAACAGGUCCCGGUGAUCGUGUGCGAGUCGCCCUCCGUUGCGAUGAAGGCCUGCACCCCCUCGUCGGGUGACGGGGCGGGCUGGAGCAUGAACGUCAUCACUCCCCCGACAGGAAGCUCUGACGUCGAUCGUGCAGAGUAGAGGAACCCUCGCCAUUCCGACACGAACAAGCUUUCGAAUCCCGGCAGCGGCAGUGCUCCAGCGAUCUCCUCCUCAUCUCGUCGUGUUUCCACAUCCGCGCUGGUGCCCGCUCGGCCGAUCUCCUCUGUCGGGCCCUCGACAUAUGCCACUCUCAAGUGGCUGCCGCUGGGCGACCGCUCGAAAUCCGGAUCGUCGCUUGACGGGGGGAAGACGGUUUGGGGGUCCGGACUCGCGAACGAGGACAAAGACGUCGGGAUGGACGAGUCGCGCGAAUGAAUCGAGGUCGAUGGGCCCGGGACGGGUGGAACGUCGGGCGGACGAUGGGAGGCGCUGAACGUCGACAGCGUCCGUCUGCGCAGGUUCUUCGAGCUCAGCUUCUGCAGCAAGCGUGGCAUAGGCAUCGUCGUGGUCGUGGUCGUGGUCGUGGUUCGCUUGAGAGAGACGGAUACCACUGUCGUUGUUACGCAUUGUCAAUGUUAGGCGUCUGGAGCUGACCACUACUCACC
Messenger RNA from Mycena citricolor, 4218 nucleotides. Lineage: Eukaryota; Fungi; Basidiomycota; Agaricomycetes; Agaricales; Mycenaceae. The record is from the annotation of a GenBank genome assembly.